GCCCCUGGAGCCUUGGAGGAGACGCUGCUGUGAAAACCAUCGUCCCGAAGGAAGAGCCGGGAUCUCCAGGAGCUGCACUGGUGCUGUUGCCAGAGGACACGGCUGAGGUGUGUUUUCCAGAGGACCUUUGGCUCAGCCCCCGUGCCAGGCCCAGCCCUGGGAUGCAGCCCACGGCCCUGCAGAGCCUGUCUGAGCUGGAGAGGGCCAGUCUGCAGGAGCUGGCACUGUUCCGGCUGCAGGAGAGGCUGCCAGGGGGGCACCUCACUCUGGACAGAGACGGCUCCAAAGGCAUUAAAUCCAUCCGGCAGAAGCUGGAGAGCUUCUCAAAGGAGAGGAAAGACUGCUCUCCCCACACCUUCGGGGUCCCGCUCUCCCAGGUCAUUGCCAACGACCGCGCCUGCCGGCAGCUGCAGGAGGCCGUGGGCAGGAGCCGCCGCCUGUGCCUGGAGGUGGAGGCCACGGUGACACGCUUCAGGGCUCAGAGGCAGAAGAGGUUGGGAAUGGGCACCAGCUGUAUCCGAGCGCCCGAAGGGGAGGAGCCGCUUUCCCCAGCUCUCCUGGACAAGAGCUCCUGGAGCCAGAGGAGGGGGGCCAUGUCCGUGGAUUCCAUCACGGACCUGAGCGACAAUGCCUCCAAGCUGCUGGAGGCCCUGCAGCUCUCUCACCCCCACGAGCUGGACCCUCGCAGGAGCCGGGGCAAGAAGAAGACGCUGAGCCUGAACCCCAUCACCUGGCAGGUGCCACGGAUCGUGGACAGGUGCUGCACACACCUCGAGACGCACGGGCUCCAAACUGUCGGCAUCUUCCGCGUCGGGAGCUCCAAGAAAAGAGUCCAGCAGCUGAGGGAAGAGUUUGAUCGAGGGCUGGAUGUUUUCUUGGACGAGCAUCAAAGUGUUCACGACGUGGCUGCCCUGCUCAAAGAGUUCCUCCGGGAUAUGCCCGAUCCCCUGAUUCCCAGAGAGCUCUACGGAGCCUUCCUCAGCACGGCCACCAUGGAGGGGCCGGCACAGCUGGACACCCUGCAGCUGCUGCUGUUCCUGCUGCCCCCCUGCCACGGUGACACCCUGCUCCGGCUCCUGCGCUUCCUGGCUGAGGUGGCCCGGCACGCUGAGAGCUCCUGGGACGCUGAGGGCCACGAGAUCCCCGGGAAUAAAAUGACAGUGUCAAACCUAGCUACAGUCUUUGGGCCCAACAUCUUGCAGAAGGAGAAGCCUGGAGAGAAAGAUGCCGGUGCCCUGAACUUUGAGGACAGUGCUGCCAUAAUUCUGGUGCUCCAGAGGCUGAUUGAGCACCACCACUCUCUGUUCAUGGUGUCUCCAGAAAUGCAGUGUGACGUCCUGAGGAGGCUGUUCCAGACACACCCCGAUGUCAUCGAGUACCUGCUGCGCAGGAAGUUCCCUGAUGCGCCGAGCCCAGAGCGUGAAGAUCCCGGGGAGGACCACGCUCCGCCCGCACUGCCCGGCUGGACACGCAGCCUGGAGCGAGGCUCUGUGUCCUCAGAGCUGUACAGCAACGUCUCCUUCCUGAACCUGGAUGUUGGCAUCUAGCGAGCCCUGGCCAGGCCUUCUGGACAAAACCAGGCGGCUCUUCCCAAAAAAGCCCAGCCCCUGCCUCACCUUGGGGACAGUCCCUGUGCCCUGGGGGCAGAGCUGUACUCGGGGGUCACCUGCCAGGCUGGCACCUCCCUGCAGGUCCAGCCGCUGCCAUGUCCUCAGCACAGCCCUCCCCUGCCACCUGCCUCUCACCUCGGGGACCCCGGGGAAGGGAUUUCAUGGAAUGGAGCAUCCCUCCUGGGAGCACAGCCUGAGGGACCUGGGGCUGCUCAGCCUGAGGAAGAGACAGCUCAGAGAGACCUUAUCCAUGCAUCCAAAUACUUCUGUAAGGGCCUGGAGGGACAGGACAAGGGGAAGGGCUUCCCCCUGCCAGAGGGCAUGGUUUAAUGGGAUUUUCAGAGAAGUUCUUCCCCGUGAGGGCAGCGAGGCUCUGGCACAGGCAGGGACACCUUCCAUUGCACCCAGCCCCAUCCAGCCUGGCCUUCCAGCCUUGAAUAGGGCAGCCACAGCUGGGCACCUCUGGGGAUAAAACAGCACUUCUGCAAACAAUAUUCCACAUUCCACCACAGCCUGCACCCAGUCCUGCUCUGAAGGCACCCAGACCUUCUCAGGUGCCCUGCUCAGGCCUGGGCUCUUAUUUUGCAAAGGUCCCUUCCCUGCGGAUCAGUACAGUCGGGAUGGGUGGGGAAGCAUUUCCCAGAGGUGCCUGUGCUGUGAGAUAGCUGCUGGGACUCCCUGGGAGCUGAUAAGCUCCAGAGAGCAGCAGAGCUGUUGAUUCUGGACCUGCAGAUAAAUUUGGGACACCAUGAGGCUGUGGGAGGUUCCAGAGGCCACCAGAACACCCGAGUGUCAGCUGUGAAACCAACGCUGUGUCCAGCCACCGCUCUGGGUGGGGUUAUACCUGCUGCAAGAGCAGCGCCCAGCCUUUCAAAUUCCUUCCCAGGGUGGUAAAACACUGGUACAGAUUGUCCAGAGAAGCUGUGGCUGCUCUUGGAUCCCUGGAAGUGUCCAAGGCCAGGCUGGACGGGGCUUGGAGCAGCCUGGGAUAGCCCCUGGCAGGUGGUGGAACAGGAUGAGCAUAAAGGUGCCUGCCCACCCAAACCUUUCUGUGAUUCCAUGAUUCUAGGACGUGACAGGGAUGCUGACAUAGAGGGCAGCUCUUUGCAGGAGAACUCCUGUAGGAUCUCACUUUCCCAGCACCACACCGGAGGCAAGGGGGACAAUGAGGAGCUCACUGGGAAGCUCCAGCUUUCUCUGGCUACUACAGAACCGUAAAAAUCACCGUAGGGUGUUUAUCCCUGGCAGUGUUGAUGGGAUAUUGCUGGAAACUCCGCUUGAGGGCAGCCUGGAACCGGCCUGGCCACGGCCUCCUCUGGCUGCGAGACUCUGCGUCCCACGGGAGCAGCCCUGGCGCUGCUGGAGCACACGGGGCUGGUUCGGACCCGCUCUGUUCCAGCCUCAUGAAAUAAAUCCCCUCCCCAGACCGCUGCAGAGUUCAUUCAUGGAGCCUUGGCGUUGCUCUGGCCCCGCUCUGGAGAGCCUGGCUGGCUUCUGUCACGCUCCAGGUUCUGUUCUCGUGGGCUCUUGGCCCCUGCAAGCCUUGGGGGUCACUUCAGAAACAAAUCAGGGAGGUUCUGUCUUGAUCUUUGCUGAUCCCCAGUGCUGGCACGGGAGGGGUUGUUGCUGUUGGGGGUGUCUGCUUUAGGGAGGGGUGGUGGCUUUUGGGCAGCGGUGGCUGUUGGGGAGUGGCGGAUGUUUGGGGGAGCCUACCUCGGCUCUCAGGAGCUGGUCACUGUUUCGGGGAUGGUUGCUGUUUGGGGGGAUCACUGCUGUUCAGGGAGCGGUUGCUGGUUUUGGGGGCAGUUGCUGCUGUUGGGGUGGUUCUGGCUGGUUUUUAGCUCAAGCCUCUCCAACCCCCCUUGAGCUCCUCACCACCAGUGGGGAUUCAGGGGCAAAGCCAGGCCUAGGGCUUGGUUCUGGGUGCAGAGGGAGUAUCUGCAGGAGUGGGACCGGCUGCUCGGAUCCAUGGGUGAGCCUAGAGUUAACAGCAAAGAGAGCAGAGCCCGAGUUCCUCCUUCUUUAAACUCCCGUGUCUCCCUCAGGCUGCUGACCAGGAUCCAGGGCCUGGACACAGAGCUCUGGGCUUGACAGCCCUCUGGGAAACCUGUGGGAGAGAAUUGUGGAGCCGUUGAGGUUGGAAAAGCCCUCCAAGACCACGGAGCCAAACCACUGCCCAGCAGUGCCGAGGGAUGCCACCACUGACCCAUGUCCUUACGUGCCACACCCACACAGCCUUUCCAUCUCUCCAGGGACGGGCACUCCAUCACCGCCCCGGUCAGCUGUGCCACGGCUGGACAGUGAAGGAAUUUUCCCUGUACAUGGAGGAAUUUUUCCAAAAAUCCAACCUGACCCUCUCCUGGCACAGCUUGAGGCCAGGUUCUGCGGGAGCUGAGCCCGACCCCCGUGUUCCACCUGCUGUCCGGGGUUUGCAGGAGUGGGAGCGGGGGG
Messenger RNA from Hirundo rustica (Barn swallow), 4061 nucleotides. It is a transcript of the gene ARHGAP36, whose product is annotated as Rho GTPase activating protein 36. The transcript has 11 exons. The record is from RefSeq and is a predicted model, not a curated record. The coding region runs from base 162 to 1547 and encodes 461 amino acids. NCBI's taxonomy places the organism in Eukaryota, Metazoa, Chordata, Aves, Passeriformes, Hirundinidae. Gene Ontology annotation, biological process: signal transduction.